AUGCCGCCGUGUGCCAAGUGCAACAAGAUGCACUUGAGGGUUUGCAAAGCUGGAUCUAAUGUUUGCUACAACUGUGGACAAGCUGGUCAUUACUCGUCGCACUGCCCGAGUAAACAACAAGGAAUGGCAAGAGGGAAGCCUGAUCAGAGUUCGGCUCAGCCCUUGAGAGCCAUUAUGGGUUACCAGGCGACUAUUGGUAUGGCUCCGUAUGAAGCUCUUUACGGAAAGAAAUGUAGAUCACCACUUUACUGGGAUGAAGUUGGUGAGAGGAAAGUGUUAGGACCGGACACAGUCGCAGAGAUGAUUGAGAUUGUCCGAAAGAUAAGGCAGAGGAUCAAAGAAGCGCAAGAUAGACAAAAAUCUUACGCAGAUACCCGCCGCACAGAGUUGCAUUUCGAGAUAGGCGACAAGGUUUUCUUCAAGGUUUCACCCUCGAAGGGGAUAAAUAGAUUUGGGGUAAAAGGGAAGCUUAGACCCAGAUUUAUCGACCCAUAUGAGAUCUUGGAAAAGAUAGGUCCAGUAGCAUGUAGGUUGGCUUUACCGCCAAGCUUUGGAAAUGUGCAUAACGUGUUCCACGUAUCACAAUUGAGGAGAUAUGUUUUCGACCCAAAGCAUGUGGUCUACCAAGAGGAAAUGGUCUUAGAACCAGACUUAAGCUAUGAAGAAAGUCCCGAGAUAAUUCUAGAUCGUAAGAUCCAACAAUUGAGAAGCAAAUCAAUUGCAUUGGUUAAGGUCCAAUGGAGACACCACGGUUACGAGGAAGCGACGUGGGAACUUGAAGAUAAGAUGCGGGAGAAGUACCCAGAACUUUUUCAGGAGAUGUAA
Salvia miltiorrhiza (redroot sage) is the source of this 825-nucleotide messenger RNA. RefSeq lists its product as uncharacterized. Gene Ontology annotation, molecular function: zinc ion binding; nucleic acid binding. Lineage: Eukaryota; Viridiplantae; Streptophyta; Magnoliopsida; Lamiales; Lamiaceae. The transcript is spliced from 2 exons. Bases 1 to 825 code for a protein of 274 amino acids. The record is from RefSeq and is a predicted model, not a curated record.